Messenger RNA from Pseudonaja textilis, 1356 nucleotides. RefSeq names its product potassium inwardly rectifying channel subfamily J member 5 (gene KCNJ5). Gene Ontology annotation, cellular component: plasma membrane. Gene Ontology annotation, biological process: regulation of monoatomic ion transmembrane transport; potassium ion import across plasma membrane. Lineage: Eukaryota; Metazoa; Chordata; Lepidosauria; Squamata; Elapidae. The record is from RefSeq and is a predicted model, not a curated record. Gene Ontology annotation, molecular function: G-protein activated inward rectifier potassium channel activity.
AUGUCUUGUAUCACACUUCCUCUCAUAUUGAGCCCAACCAUGGCCGGAGAUUCAAGGAUCUUCAUGAAUCAAGAUAUGGAAAUUGGCGUCACCCCCAGAGAGCAAAAGAAGAUUCCCAAACAAGCCCGGGAUGAUGUCCCAAUUGCCACAGAUCGAACGCGUCUUUUGGUAGCUGAAAACAAGAAACCACGCCAGAGGUACAUGGAAAAAACGGGCAAGUGCAACGUUCAUCAUGGAAACGUCCAGGAAACCUACCGAUAUCUCAGUGAUCUUUUUACCACUUUGGUGGAUCUCAAGUGGCGCUUUAACCUGCUUGUGUUUACCAUGGUUUACACCAUCACUUGGUUGUUUUUUGGUUUCAUUUGGUGGCUCAUCGCCUACAUCCGGGGAGAUUUAGACCAUGCGGAAGAUGAAGACUGGAUCCCUUGUGUUGACAACCUCAGUGGGUUUGUCUCUGCCUUUCUGUUUUCCAUUGAGACAGAGACCACCAUUGGUUAUGGCCAUAGGGUGAUCACUGAGAAAUGUCCUGAGGGCAUCAUAUUGCUUUUGGUCCAAGCAAUCCUGGGCUCCAUAGUCAAUGCUUUCAUGGUGGGGUGCAUGUUUGUGAAGAUCAGUCAACCAAAGAAGAGGGCAGAGACUCUCAUGUUCUCCUACAAUGCUGUGAUUUCAAUCCGGGAUGAGAAAUUGUGUCUCAUGUUUCGGGUUGGAGAUCUAAGGAAUUCCCACAUUGUAGAAGCAUCUAUUCGAGCCAAGAUGAUUAAAUCCAAACAGACCAAAGAAGGGGAAUUCAUCCCCUUGAACCAAACGGACAUCAAUGUGGGAUUUGACACAGGGGAUGACAGGCUGUUUUUGGUAUCCCCACUCAUCAUUUCGCAUGAAAUCAAUGAGAAGAGUCCCUUUUGGGAGAUGUCACGUGCCCGGCUGGAGAAGGAAGAGUUUGAAAUUGUCGUCAUUUUAGAAGGGAUGGUGGAAGCAACAGGAAUGACUUGCCAGGCUCGCAGUUCCUACAUGGACACAGAAGUGCUUUGGGGGCAUCGUUUCACCCCUGUCCUUACCUUAGAGAAGGACUUUUAUGAGGUUGACUACAACAGUUUUCAUAGUACCUAUGAAACCAAUACACCUUCUUGCUGUGCCAAAGAACUGGCUGAGUCUUUCAAGGAAGGACGGCUUCUCAGCCACCUAUCUACCAUGAACCUCCUGAACGGAGAGGAAACUGAGGAAGCAGAAGAGGAGAAAGAACAGCAGGAAGGGAUGGAGAAAGAUGACAACAGGAAUGAAGGCCUAGAGGCAAUUGAACUGAAUGGAAACAAUGGAACAGCAGGCGAGAUGAAGGAGAGCCUGUUUUUAAAACAUUGA